Messenger RNA from Fraxinus pennsylvanica, 318 nucleotides. Lineage: Eukaryota; Viridiplantae; Streptophyta; Magnoliopsida; Lamiales; Oleaceae. The record is from the annotation of a GenBank genome assembly.
AUGGAGGCAUCACUUCUUCGAGCCAAGGUGAAGGCUUCUCUUGCUGAUGGAGUUUCAUGGGGAAUGCAUGAGGAUGCUAUUGAAGAAAAUGAGUUUCAAGGGCCAUUGGUCUUGUAUCCUCGUUCCAACAUAUUUUCAGUGGUUCGGAAGCUAGCAAGGAACAACAUGGACACAAGGUCCAAGGAUCUUGGAUCCCCAUCCCAACUUAUUGUAAAUGAUUCAAAAGCUGGCAGAGAAUGUUGUGGAGGCUUUAUGGGUGGAGUCAUAGCUGCUAAUGAUCCUGGCGGAGUGGCGGUAAUUCAAUCACCUUUUACUUGA